Molecule: messenger RNA, 421 nt
Organism: Staurois parvus
Lineage: Eukaryota; Metazoa; Chordata; Amphibia; Anura; Ranidae
Source: the annotation of a GenBank genome assembly
CCCCUCCAAAGCAUUGGAUUCAGGUGUUCCAAUCACCUCCAUGGUCACAGGUGUAUAAAAUCAAGCACUUAGGCAUGCAGACUGCUUCUACAAACAUUUGUGAAAGAAUGGGUCACCCUCAGGAGCUCGGUGAAUUCAAGCAUGGUACUGUGAUAGGUUGCCACCUGUGCCAUAAGUCCAACCUUGAAAUUUCCUUGCUACUAAAUAUUCCACGGUCAACUGUUGAUGGUAUUAUAGCAAAGUGGAAGACACUGGGAACAACAACAACAGCCACCACGCCACCACUGGACUCUAGAGCAGUGGAGAUGUGUUCUCUGGAGUGACAAAUCACGCUUCUCAGUCUAGCAAUCUGAUGGACAUGUCUAGGUUUGGCAGUUGCCAGGAGAACGGUAUUUUCCUGACUGCAUUGUGCCAGGUGUAA